Molecule: messenger RNA, 907 nt
Organism: Arvicola amphibius (Eurasian water vole)
Lineage: Eukaryota; Metazoa; Chordata; Mammalia; Rodentia; Cricetidae
Gene: Ptrh2
Product: peptidyl-tRNA hydrolase 2
Exons: 2
Coding region: 299-823 (174 amino acids)
Biological process (GO): positive regulation of anoikis; negative regulation of anoikis
Cellular component (GO): mitochondrion; cytosol
Molecular function (GO): peptidyl-tRNA hydrolase activity
Source: RefSeq, a predicted model, not a curated record
GCGUCACUUCCGGUCCGGUCCCCCGAGGAGCCCGCCUCCGAAAGAGAAAUGUUCCACCUUCCUUGAGACAACCCGAGAGGGUCCUCGCGGGAUUUCGGUUCGGCUUUCUCAAUUCGGAUCCUGUGGGUGUGACAGGAGGAAGGAUGACUGCGCUUUGUAGUUCCUGAUCCGGAACUAGUUUCUCUGGAAACCCGGAAGAAGUGAUUGGCGCGCGUGAAGCGUGUUCCUUGUUCAGGAGUGGAGAACCACAAGGCGUGAGCGACAAGUAGUGCUUCAGGUGCUCUCCAAGUUCUUGGUUAUGGAGUAUUUGGCUCAUCCUGGUACACUCAGCUUGGCUGCUGGAGUUGCUUGUGGCAUAUGCCUGGGCUGGGGCCUCCGGGGUCACCUUGGCGUGUUACCCCAGAACUCAACAAGUGAGACAAAUAGAGACACCAAGACAGAAACCGAAGCAAGCAUUCCUGGGGAGAGUGGGGAGUACAAAAUGAUUCUUGUGGUUCGAACUGACCUAAAGAUGGGAAAAGGGAAGGUUGCUGCCCAGUGUUCUCACGCUGCUGUUUCUGCCUACAAGCAGAUUCAGAGGAAAAACCCUCAAGUGCUCAAAGAGUGGGAGCACUGUGGGCAGCCCAAAGUGGUGGUCAAAGCUCCAGAUGAAGAAACCCUCAUCGAAUUACUGACCCAUGCGAAAGUGUUGGGACUGACUGUAAGUUUAAUCCAAGAUGCUGGACGUACUCAGAUUGAACCAGGCUCUCGAACUGUCCUGGGAAUUGGGCCAGGACCAGUAGAGCUAAUUGAUGAAGUUACUGGCCACCUAAAACUUUAUUAGAUGAACUUUUGUGUAAUGGUGAUUCUGUCUGAAAAGUAUGAAGCCUGUCAGUAAUAAAAGCUUAAUUCUUGCUCCACUUUAAAA